Molecule: messenger RNA, 1434 nt
Organism: Dentiscutata erythropus
Lineage: Eukaryota; Fungi; Glomeromycota; Glomeromycetes; Diversisporales; Gigasporaceae
Source: the annotation of a GenBank genome assembly
AUGGUUUUUCCUACGCAAACUGAAAAAACCAAACCCAUAGAGCGACCACCAAAUCAUCAAGAACAGUUUGAUGAAUAUGAAAACAUAAUUCGAAAUACCGGUUGUUAUCAAGAAAACCAAGAAUUGCAAUUAUGUUUUACGGAUAAGCAUGAUUGGAGAAAGAGAUCAAAAGAACAAAUUCAACGUCCUAACCAUAAAUUGCCACCUGAGCUUAUCUCAGAAAUUUUCGAAUAUCUUUGGGGUGGUAUUCUGGACGAGUCACCUUAUGAAUAUGAAAUACCAAACGCAAUAGACGACCAUUUCUCGCAGGAGAGGUCGGACCUUUUCAGAGUGUCAAUGGUAUGUUCAGUUUGGCGACAAAUAGCUAUACCCAGAAUCUGGCAAAAGGUAAAAUUUCAACUUGAUUCCGAAAGGGAUUGGAAAUCUUUGUUCCAGUGGCUUAUGGAAGGGGGUUAUGGCAGAUAUGUCAGGCAGAUUCAUGUCGAAUACGAUUAUGACCCUAAACAUAAUGAAACUGCUAUUUCAUUAAGCGAAAAAUUUGAGGGUAUUGUAGAAUUUGCUGAGACCGUUCCUAACAUGCAUACUUUUGCUGUGAGAUUUAAUUCUACUACUUCUGAUCAUAUCGCGGAAGACCUUCCACCAGUCAUGGAUAGUUUCUUUCAUGAGAUAUCAGCAUCAUGUCGAUCUGUUCGACGUGUCAAAAUUCAUACAUCUGGCUUGCGUGGGCCAAAUAAAGAUGAUACCUUAAACCUUCCAUCAGUUAGUAAUCUCAUAUCCAUGGUGACUAAUACCGUGCGAGAAGUUGAUUUAAUGAUGCAUAUUGCAACUCGAGAAACAAUUGAAGCGCUUUGUAAUUGCAGAGGAGUUGAUCGUGCGUUAGUCCAUUGUUGCAGCUGGGGCGAUACUCCUGGCGAUUAUUAUACAUUGUUAAUGUCUUGGAAACAUCUAAAAAAUCUGCAGAUCGAACCUCCACAUAACAUAGAUUUAAAUUGGGAAGAAACAUAUACAAAAUCACUUCAAUAUCUCUCUGAAAAUUGUGGUGAUCAACUAGAGGAAUUAUGGAUGCCCUUACGAGAAGAAGACCAAAAAUUAUUUUGUAAUCUUGUCGAACAUACACCAAAUUUGAAAGUGCUAGCUUUAGAAGGGAAAGAUUUCGAAAAGGAUGGACAAUUCUUAAAUGUGGUAGCUAGAACUACACCAAAUCUUAAUUACAUUCAUUUAUCAUACUUUCCUGCUAUCACAGGCAAGGAUGUGAAAGUUGUCAAUUGGGAUCAACUUAUUGAUGUUAACAUAAUGGGUUGUGAAUUAUUGGAAAAAGAAACAAGAUUUUUUGAUCGUGUAAAAGAAGAAUGUUGUCCACAACUUAAUAUUCAUAUAUAUGAUCUUGAAGGGAAUGUGUACAAAUGCUGCAGCCCAGUGUUGGCUCUACACUGA